AAUCCACUGCUACUCUUAAUAUACUAUACUCUCUCUGUUUCCCGCCUCCAUAGCCAUAUGGCCUAAACCCUGCAACUAAAUUUCGAUGCUAGGGUUUCAAAUUUUCGCGUUGUUCAUCUCUCAAACAUAUCAAGCUUAAGGCUUUUUCAAAGUUGUAUUAAGGUUCUCUUGAAACAAAGGGGGCCCAGAUUGAAAAAAAUGGCUGCUUUUACUGCUACUUCACUCUGUCCGUGCAAGCUAUGGUAUCUACCAAGCCCUAGAAAGCGUCCUAUUACGUGCUCUAUCCCAUCUUCAACAACAAUAGGUACACAUGGAUCUAAAGUUCCCCGUAAAAAAUUUGGAAGAUUAGAAGGGGCUGGAAAAAGUAUGGAAGACUCUGUUAAGCGGAAGAUGGAACAGUUCUAUGAAGGAUCUGCUGGCCCACCUCUACGUAUUCUCCCGAUUGGUGGCCUUGGAGAAAUUGGGAUGAAUUGCAUGCUUGUCGGGAAUUAUGACCGUUAUAUUUUAAUUGACGCUGGUGUCAUGUUUCCAGACGAUGAAGAACUUGGGGUCCAGAAAAUUAUACCUGAUACCACGUUUAUCAAAAGAUGGAACCACAAAAUUGAAGCAGUUGUUAUAACUCAUGGACACGAGGAUCACAUUGGUGCGUUGCCUUGGGUAAUUCCAGCUUUGGAUUCCCGCACACCAAUAUUUGCAUCAUCCUUCACCAUGGAGCUUAUUAAGAAGCGUUUGAAGGAGUUUGGGAUGUUUGUUCCAUCUAGACUUAAAGUAUUUAAAACAAGGAGGAGAUUCACUGCUGGGCCAUUUGAGGUAGAGCCUAUCAGGGUCACCCAUUCGAUUCCCGAUUGUUGUGGAUUGGUUCUCCGAUGUGUGGAUGGUACAAUUCUUCAUACAGGGGACUGGAAGAUAGAUGAGUCACCAUUGGAUGGGCAAGUGUUUGAUCGUGAAGUUCUAGAAGAGCUGUCAAAAGAAGGAGUAACAUUAAUGAUGAGUGACUCAACAAAUGUACUCUCACCUGGAAGGACCCUUAGUGAGACUGUUGUAGCAGAUGCAUUGUUGAGGCACAUUUCAGCCAUCAAAGGAAGGGUUAUCACCACUCAAUUUGCGUCAAAUAUCCAUCGCCUUGGAAGCAUUAAAGCUGCAGCUGAUUUGACUGGCAGAAAGUUGGUCUUUGUUGGUAUGUCCUUGAGGACAUACCUUGAUGCUGCAUGGAAAGAUGGAAAGGCACCAAUUGAUCCAUCAACCCUGGUGAAAGUGGAAGAUAUUGAUGCUUAUGCGCCAAAAGAUCUGCUAAUUGUCACCACUGGCUCUCAAGCAGAACCACGUGCUGCAUUGAAUCUUGCAUCAUACGGAAGCAGUCAUUCACUCAAAUUAACUAAAGAAGAUGUUAUUUUAUAUUCUGCCAAGGUGAUCCCUGGUAAUGAGACUCGAGUGAUGAAAAUGUUAAACCGCCUAUCAGAGAUUGGAUCAUCAAUAAUAAUGGGUAAGAAUGAGCAGCUGCACGCAUCUGGUCAUGGCCAUCGUGGAGAACUGGAGGAGGUGCUGAAGAUUGUGAAGCCACAGCAUUUUUUACCGAUUCAUGGAGAACUGUUGUUCCUAAAAGAGCAUGAAUUGCUUGGAAAAUCAACUGGUAUUCAGCACACUGCUGUUAUAAAAAAUGGAGAGAUGCUUGGGGUUUCACAUUUGAGGAACAGAAGAGUGCUGUCUAAUGGUUUCAUAUCCUUGGGGAAAGAGAAUUUGCAGUUGAUGUAUAGUGAUGGUGACAAAGCAUUUGGUACAUCUAAUGAUCUUUGCAUUGAUGAGAGAUUGAGGAUUGCAUCAGAUGGUAUCAUAGUGAUCAGCAUGGAAAUUUUACGCCCUCGAAAUACUGCUGGUUUAGAGGAAAAAACGUUGAAAGGAAAAAUAAGAAUCACUACACGUUGCUUAUGGCUUGACAAAGGGAAGCUUUUAGAUGCUCUCAAUAAAGCUGCCCAUGCUGCACUAUCAAGCUGUCCUGUUAACUGCCCUCUAGCCCACAUGGAAAGAACUGUGUCUGAGGUUUUGAGGAAAAUGGUGAGAAAAUACAGUAGCAAAAGGCCUGAAGUCAUUGCGAUUGCCAUAGAAAACCCAGCUGGAGUUCUCACUGACGAGCUUAAUCGUAAGCUAUCUGGCAAGUCACAUGUUGAUAAUGGGAUAUCAGCAUUGAGAACAGUGGUGGAUGGACAUCCCAAAAAGAGGCGGUCAAAGGGGACAAUAGAAGAGGAAGCAGGCACCAGCCAUACACAUCCAGUAGACACCACGCCACGAGAGUCAGAAGGUCAUGGCAUUAAAGUUGAGAGACUUUUAUCCGAGGGAGACACUGCUUCAAGUUCUGACUCAGUAGAGGAAUUUUCUCCCACCCCAAAGGAGUCGGAUGAUUUCUGGAAAUCAUUCGUAGGAAUGUCUGUAGAUCAAUUGGAAAAAGACAACAAUGGUUCUGUUCCGCAGGAGGAACGCAUGGAGGAGGCCAAGAAAGAAAGCUCAUUGGUAGGAAUGUCUGUGGAUCAAUUGGAAAAAGACAACAAUGGUUCUGUUCUGCAGGAGGAACACAUGGAGAAGGCCAAGAAAGAAAGCAGUGAAAGUGACCCAGACAUGCCAAAAUCUCGAUUAAAAUCUUCCAAAUCUAUGAAACAAAACAAAUGGAAACCUGACGAGGUUAAGAAGUUGAUUAAAAAGCGUGGGGAACUCCAUAGCAGAUUCCAAGUCGUGAAGGGGCGAAUGGCCCUUUGGGAAGAGAUAUCUGCAAACCUCUUAGCUGAUGGGGUUAACCGAAGUCCAGGGCAAUGCAAAUCUCUAUGGACGUCUCUGGUUCAGAAAUAUGAGGGAAAUAAGAAUGAUAAGGAAAGCAGGAGUAGUUGGCCUUAUUUCGAGGAUAUGAAUAUGAUUUUAUCUGAUUCGGAGGCAAUGGCAGCAAAAUGAGUGGAAGAAUGGCGGAAACAACUCAUCUUCCAGGAGGCAACGGGAACUACAUGAUUGGAAAAGUGGCAGAACCAGCUUGCCAUUCUCGAAUUUUUUUUCAAGAAGGUCAAUAAAAUCCAUUCACGUUGUCUGGAUAACAAUGGCCAACACAAUGACAAGGAAAUUUCAUCAGCAACAUUAAUCUUGUAUCCUUCUGUAAAAUCUCUCUUGAUACGAAAGGAUGACAUAUAGACAGAGUUAGCCUUGUAGCCUGUCUUAAGAGUAAAUUGUUGAUUGAGAUGGUUUUGUGACAAUUGUGUACAAGUUGAUGCCAAGGACAAACUUUGUACAAGGAAACGUAGGUCUGUUCAAUGCAUUGUGAUUGCUAUAUCCCAAAUUUCCUUAUGGGUGUUUAUUAAUCCAUGCCACUUCUACAAAG
Messenger RNA from Ilex paraguariensis (yerba mate), 3355 nucleotides. NCBI's taxonomy places the organism in Eukaryota, Viridiplantae, Streptophyta, Magnoliopsida, Aquifoliales, Aquifoliaceae. The record is from the annotation of a GenBank genome assembly.